Messenger RNA from Naumovozyma castellii, 1836 nucleotides. RefSeq names its product ATP-dependent RNA helicase SPB4 (gene SPB4). The coding region runs from base 1 to 1836 and encodes 611 amino acids. The record is from RefSeq and is a predicted model, not a curated record. The transcript has a single exon. Lineage: Eukaryota; Fungi; Ascomycota; Saccharomycetes; Saccharomycetales; Saccharomycetaceae.
AUGUCAAAAUCAUUAUCAUGGGAUGAUCUAGAUUGCCCCGUGCAACCAUGGAUUCGUACCGCGAUAGAAGUGAUGGGAUUUGAUCAAAUGACACCGGUCCAAGCAUCAACAAUUCCUCUAUUUGCCAAGAAUAAAGAUGUCGUGGUAGAAUCAGUGACUGGAUCUGGUAAAACUGUUUCCUUCGUUAUCCCCAUACUCGAGAAAGUCAUUGCUGAGAAUGCAAAUACCAAAAAUUUCAAAAAGGCACAUUUCCAUACUUUAAUUGUGUCCCCCACAAGAGAAUUGUCCAAACAAAUUAAGUCUGUCAUCGACCAAUUCUUGGAACAUUACCCCGAAGAUCAAUACCCUAUAAGGGCACAAUUAUUGGUUGGGACCAAUGAAAGUACUGUACGAGAUGACGUUAAUGAUCUUAUCGAAAAUAGACCACAGAUAUUAGUGGGAACUCCAGGGAGAAUAUUAGAUUUUUUGCAGAUGCCCGUUGUGAAGACCACGUCAUGUAGUAUGGUCAUCCUUGAUGAAGCUGAUAGAUUACUAGAUGUUAGUUUUGUGAAGGAUGUGGAGAGGAUCUUGUCAGUUUUGCCCAAACAAAGAAGAACUGGGUUAUUUUCUGCUACUAUUAGUAGUGCUGGGAAUACAAUUUUUAAAACAGGGUUAAGAAAUCCAGUAAAAAUUACAGUAAAUUCGAAAAACCAUGCACCUUCAUCUUUGAAACUGAAUUAUAUUGUCGUCGAUCCAGAAUUAAAAUUUCAACAACUAUUAAGUAUAGUAAACAACUAUAGGUACAAGAAAUGCAUUGUUUAUUUUCCCACAUGUAUUUCCGUGACAUAUUUUUACUCUUUCAUCCAAUUUUUACAAUCCAAGGGCAUAAUAAAUGAAAACUUAUCUAUAUUUUCUCUACAUGGGAAAUUGCAAACUGUUUCGAGAAUGAAAACAUUAGAAAAGUUUACAGAAACAUUGGACAAUUCUGUUCUUUUGACUACUGAUGUGGCUGCUAGAGGUAUUGAUAUUCCUGACGUGGAUUUAGUCAUUCAAUUAGAUCCACCUACCGACAGUGACAUUUUCUUACAUAGAUGUGGUAGAACUGGUAGAGCUAAUAGAAUUGGUAAAGCCAUAACAUUCCUAAAUAAGGGAAGGGAAGAAGAUUACGUUCCAUUCAUGCAAGUGAAAAAUGUGGAGCUAGAAGAAAUUAAAGACUUGACAAUCAAAGGUUUACCAAAGCCAGAGGAAUUCUAUAACAUGUUCAAGAAUUGGAUACUUGCAGAUAGAUCAAGAUUCGAUCACGGUGUAAAAUCAUUUGUUGCCUUCAUUAGAUAUUAUUCAAAUCAUUCUGCUAGUUCCAUAUUCAGAUUACAAACUUUGGAUUAUGUGAGCAUAUGCAAGAUGUAUGGUCUUUUCCGUCUACCGAGAAUGCCAGAGAUAACCAAAUAUCUGAAAAAAGAUGAUGAUCCAGAAAAUUCAGUUAUCUUUAAAGAUGGUUGGUUGGUUGACCCUCCUGUAGAUUUGGAUUCUUUUGCCUAUGCUGACAAGAAACAAGAGAAGAAGAGAUUAGAUGAACUAAAACACUUAAAGGAUAUUCACGACAAGAAGAAAUUGAAAUUUGAACUAAAGAAGAAGAAUAUGGCAUGGUCCAACAAAACAGAGACUAAGGAAACGAAGGCAGAAAGAAGAUUAAAAAUGAGCAUAAAGAGGAAAGCCAUUGAAGACCAAUUGGCUAAAGAGGACAACGGCGAUAGUGAGGAUGAUGAAGUUAAACAAGAUUGGAAAGAAGUUGUCAUGCAAAAUAAGAGGCAAAAAACAAGUUCAAGUGGUAUACAAGGCAGUUUUGAUGAUUUAUAG